AUUUGCAAGGCUUAUCUUGCAGAAGAGAUUUCUAACUUUUGUUCUUAUUACUUUCAACCUCAUGUUGAUACGAAAUCUAGAGAUCUAGGACGCAAUGUUGUUGAUGAUGAUGAUCUAGAUUCAACUAUACCAGAAUUAUUCCAAUUUAGCAAAGGUCGUGGCAAAGGUGUCCAAACAAGGUUUUUAGAUUCGAAAGAAGUCAAGCAUGCACACCACUAUGUUCUUUCCAAUUGUGGGGUGUUAGGAGAAUAUGAAAGGAAUUUUGAAGAGUCGAUGAUGCAAAAAUAUCCUGGUAUUGACCUACAUGAUAUUUGGAGCAAGUUUUCACAUGAUUUUUCCAAAUGGUUUCAGGAUUUUGUUAUCGAAUCUAAUGAGACUGAUGAAGUGAUUCGAGCACUUGCCAUGGGUCCGUCUAGACAAGUCAAAACAUGGAGGCAAUUUGACAUCAAUGGCUUUAAGUUUCACACUUUUGAUUAUGGAAAGCACAAGGCAACUAUGAAUUAUGGUGUGGGUGUAAUAAGUGAGGAGGAAAUUGAUUACUUCGGCAUUUUAGAAGAAGUCAUUGAGCUGGUCUACUUGGGGACCGUAAAUUUCUUCAAAGUCGUCUUGUUUAAAUGUCAUUGGAUGGAUUCAGUGAAUGGCAUGAAUAUUCAUGAGCAGUAUAGAUUAGUUGAUGUGAACCACUCUAAGAAAUACCCUGCAUAUGAUCCUUUUGUUCUAGCACAUCAGGUUUAUCAAGUGUAUUUUACCUCUUAUCCAAGCUUAAAGAAAGAUAAGAGUCAAUGGUGGGCUGUUUUUUAGACUAAAGCUAGGUCAAGUGUGGAUGCCCCAAUCGAUGAGUCAAUUUUCCACGUAGACAUUGUUGAGACCCCAACCCUUUAUUCCUCGGAUGAUGAUGAUGGUGUUAUGUACGAGGAUAUGGAUGAAAUGGAGGAGGACGGCUCAGGUGGUGAAGAGGAAGAACGACAUGAAGAAGAUGAAUGGGAUGACACUGAAUCUGAAUCUGAAGAAGAGGUUGAUGGAGAGUUAGGAUAUACUGACAGCGAUGACGAGGACGAUGAAGAGGAUGAUGAUGAUGAUGAUGAUGAUGUGGAUGAAGAAGAGGAAUAAUUUCUAAGCUUGUAGUUUUCAAUGUGUUUUCUUUGUUAUGGGCUUAUUAGUUUGAUAGACAAUGUGUUUAUCUUAUUUGUUUGGUAUAUGAUAAAUGUUUUAAAAUUUGUUGAUCAUAUUUGUGAGCUUACUUUUUUUAAAAAAAAAAAAUUUAU
This is a messenger RNA of Chenopodium quinoa (quinoa), 1265 nucleotides long. RefSeq lists its product as uncharacterized. The transcript has 3 exons. NCBI's taxonomy places the organism in Eukaryota, Viridiplantae, Streptophyta, Magnoliopsida, Caryophyllales, Amaranthaceae. The record is from RefSeq and is a predicted model, not a curated record. The coding region runs from base 274 to 801 and encodes 175 amino acids.